CGAAUCGAAGGGAGUCUUCGUCCACAGCGCGACGCGAACCGCGUAACUUUUGAAUCUGGUUUUUUACAUUUUAACAGUUCGAUUUCCAUGCUGUAAUUUUAUUAUCACAUAAAAGUGGCUUUGGAAAAUAUUUUCAAUUUAGUUACCUAUAAACUUUUUGACGUGAACAAUCGUGAAACUUUAAAACUUUAAAUAAACUUCGAUUCAUAUUGUACAUUAUUGAUAUAAAAAUAACAAAAUAUAUGGUGCAUUUGCUUAUAAAAGAAAUUGUGGUGUGACGAACAUCUAUUUUCUUCUGUUAUUGUGAAAAUCUCGAUUACUCAAAAUUGAUCAUCUUUAAAAGUUUUCUUGACAAACCACGAUGGGUCUGCAAAAAAUUCUUUUUAUUCUCGUGGGAAUGAAAGUUUGCAUGGCUUGGCCCAGUUUAAAUGAAUUGGAAGAAAUUCAAAAUAAAAAGCCACCGACAUUUGUAACACCGGGACAGACGUACAGAAUAGCAACGGGUAGCACUGUUGUGUUGCCUUGUCGAAUAUCAGAUCCAGGAAGUUUCGUUCUUGUAUGGAAACGUGGCAUAGCCGUUUUGACAGCCGGACCUGUCAAAGUAACUCCUGAUCCGCGAGUUCGACUGUUACCCUCUCCUGCAACAUCCAUGGGUAAUUUACCCGGUGUACCUGGAUUUACUGGUGGUGGUUACAGUUUGGAAUUAAAAGAUGUCCGACCACAAGAUGCUGGCGACUAUGUGUGUCAAAUAGGCACCCUAGAACCACAAGAAAUCACCCACACUUUAGAGAUACUCGUGCCUCCUCGGAUUCAUUACGUCUCUCACACGGGACCAUUGGAUGUCGUUCAAGGUGCUACGGUAAAGUUAGAAUGUCGUGCUUCGGGUAAUCCUGUGCCAACAGUGGCAUGGACAAGGAAAAACAACGUCCUACCCAGUGGAGAGCGUAGCGUGUCCGGACAAGCUCUUGUGAUACAAAGCGCUGACAGACAUUCGGCCGGGCAGUACAUGUGCUCAGCGGACAACGGAGUUGGCCAACCCGAUACCAAAAUCAUAACCUUAAACGUACGAUAUGCGCCAGACGUAGAAACAGAAAGAGCUACUGUUCAUACUGGAAUUGGUUUAGAAGCGUAUCUAGUUUGCAUUGUUCAUGCAGAACCACCACCACAAGUCUUGUGGUUCAAGGAUACGACUCAGCUGGGAACGACGGAACAGCAUGCUUCCCAAAACCGGGGAAACAGAUACACAUUAAUUAUUCGAAAUGUCACGGAAGCAGACUUUGGAAACUACAGUUGUGUGGCGAGCAACACUCAUGGUAAAGCUCGAGGACAUUUGACUCUAACUGGAGUGCCCGGUCUCGCCGUCUUCGAUUCUGCGUCCUUGGGCACUGAAAAGGACAGUUAUAACAUCUCCUGGUCCGUCAACAGCCAUGCGGCAGUCACCGAAUAUCGAUUGUUCUAUCGACAACAGCCAAGAACCGCACACAGACAACAAACUCACCAUUAUCGCGAAAAGGAUAACGGAUCGUUCACAUCAAAUUAUAGAAAUAAUAGUUGGAACAGCGUGGUAAUUCCCAUUCAAGGAAUGACAAACACGCUGCUUCCUAUGCCUCCGCCGUUUCCGGGAGUAUCUCGUCAGAAGAUGUGGUAUUUGAUAAGUAAUUUGUCACCUGGCACUAACUACGAGGCAAGGGUCCAAGCUAAGAACGUGCAUGGAUGGAAUAAACUGAGUCCCGUGUUUCAUUUUACAACAAAAGCUAAUGAUGUUGAAAAUAUGGUCGAACCAUCAGCUCAACCAGCAGUGUAUGGACACGGCAGCAAUCAAGACAGCGUUUCUGGAAAAUACAGCAACUCUGCAACUGGCGCAGGUUAUUCGAAAAUCGUAUUAAUGUUGUUAACGUCGUUUUUCAUGUUGUAAAGCACUAGUGAGUGAAAUCAUUCGGACAGACAGUUAAAGUGACAGCGAUGGAAACUGAAAGAGGUGACGAGUUUAAAUUAAUUACCUAUUAAAAAUUUAGUGUGCUAUAAAUACUUGAACGGUAUUCCAUAAAAAUAUUUUUAUUGUGUCUGUUUUUAAAAACAUCUGUACUUCGAUGUGUUCGCUUCAAUAUUUCACUCUUAAGCACAACGUUAUGUAUUAUAUUUACAUAAUAAGUAUAAGCUAUUUUUAGAGUUAUCAUUAAGCCUGAAAUUAUUAUAUGUUUGGUAAGUGCUAGCAAUAUUGAAAUCCUUGCACUUUUUCAGAAGAUUUAGAACGCCGAAGUGAAUAUUUAUAUAAAACACCUAGAUGUUUUCAGUAAAUCUUUCCUUUUAUUUUUUUUACUUUUCUAAAUAGCGAUACUUACAUAUA
Molecule: messenger RNA, 2347 nt
Organism: Agrilus planipennis (emerald ash borer)
Lineage: Eukaryota; Metazoa; Arthropoda; Insecta; Coleoptera; Buprestidae
Product: protein amalgam-like
Exons: 9
Coding region: 362-1915 (517 amino acids)
Biological process (GO): axon guidance; homophilic cell-cell adhesion; dendrite self-avoidance
Cellular component (GO): axon; plasma membrane
Molecular function (GO): cell-cell adhesion mediator activity
Source: RefSeq, a predicted model, not a curated record